This is a messenger RNA of Dalotia coriaria, 7037 nucleotides long. It is a transcript of the gene Hr3, whose product is annotated as Hormone receptor 3. The record is from RefSeq and is a predicted model, not a curated record. Gene Ontology annotation, molecular function: nuclear receptor activity; RNA polymerase II cis-regulatory region sequence-specific DNA binding; zinc ion binding. The transcript is spliced from 9 exons. Gene Ontology annotation, cellular component: nucleus. NCBI's taxonomy places the organism in Eukaryota, Metazoa, Arthropoda, Insecta, Coleoptera, Staphylinidae. Gene Ontology annotation, biological process: regulation of transcription by RNA polymerase II. Bases 2122 to 4026 code for a protein of 634 amino acids.
AGCGCGCUCGUGUGUGGCUCCUCGCUGGGCGCUCUUCGCUCACAUGCCGCCUUUUGCACGUGUACCAAAACAUCAAAAUUUCAAGUGCCGUUCAAAUAUUUACCGAAAUCAUUACCGCCUCUAACCGGAAGUGGGAAAAUCAAGUGGAAGAAAAAGUGAUUUCUAGUGCUAGAGUUUCUUUCUGUCUUGUUUAGUGCCUGAUGCCAACAAAAUGGAUUAUAAAACGUUUCGAACUUUAACUUAAUCGCUGAAAGGAUAAUCCGAGGAAAUAUUCUUACAUAAGUGUCAUUCAUCUGUACACGUUUGGAAAUGUUUUAAAAUUUUAGUGCUGGUAGUGUGGGUGGAAGCUUGAAAAUUUCAAAAUUUUACUUGUGUUUCGUGUUGUGUGUGCGAUAUUGUACAGCACAACACUUCCGCGAAGAGAAACUAGAAACUAAAUUAUACAAUAAUGACAAAUGCUAACAAAAGUACUAAACUAGGCAAAAAUUCAAAAAAAAGGGAGAAGUUUACGCAGUCUUGGUAACAAGUCUCGAGUGUGUGUGAAUUUGUGCGUUUUCGCUUAAUCGCCGGCCGUGUGAUAAGCUACGCACGCCCGGAGAGGUGCUGAAAGUGCGCUAAAAACGCUUAAAAGUUCGCGGAGCGCAGGAGCCGCGUGCGCGGCGACGCAACCGAGUGUUAUUGUCUCUUUAUCGCGAGCGUCGAGCAUAAUCGGUCAUUCACAUUGUUUAAAAAUAACCGACGCGCGUGUUCCGCGAUCCCGCGGCCGCUCACACCGUACCCAACCGUUUCACAUAAUUUCCAACAGCGUUUUCGAGCAUCUGCGCGGAUUUUUUUUUGCCAAAACUUGAAAAUUUUCGCCAAAAUAUACACCGGUUCGCAUGGUAUGAUCCCCGUGGGUAAUCACUUUGAUUAUUGGGAUUUGGGUGGUUCUAGGGACGUUAUCGGCGGGUAACGAUCGGCUUCCCGGUUUCUCGGUUGUUCCUUCGAAGGAACGCGACCGGCUAGCUUAGCGCAAGCGAACGCGUCGAGCGCUCCGGCUCGACCAUAUUUGGCGGUGAACAACCUCGAGUUCAAUGGCUUUCAACCGCGCCUCCUAAACACGAGCCGAGCGCGCGCGCUCGAUACGAACGAGGCGAGCGACGACGUCGGCCUCUCGUGUGCAUCUUUCUUGGCUUUUCCGAGCAUUUCCCGGCGAAAAACACGCAAAAAUCAGCUGGUUACGAUCGAAAUCAUCGAAAUAAUGACUUAAGCAUUAACUUAACUUAAGUCAAGCAUGCUAGGAUAUUUCUACAACGCGUAGGUGCAUCGUAGGGAAGUAAAUGUCACGAGUAGAUUUAUGAAAUAUUGUUUUCUAUCCAUCCCAUUGAAUGUUAUCGGUUUGGAGCUUUUUCGCAUUGUUCCGAAAGCCUUUACAGCGUGUUUGAGUUGAGUGUAUGUUGACUGUUGGGUUAGUCACUGAGUUCACUUGGUGGGUGGUGACUUAAGUCGGUGAAGGCAAAGUGCGCGUACCGCUGAAAAAAAAAGGCGAAUCAAGCGCGGAUCCGUUCGACAGCGCGAUCGACGGCCCGGCUUGGGCGAACGCCCGAAAAAACGAAAUUAUUGUCGCCCGGUUGUUGAACCUUCCGCACUUGCCGCACGUCCUCGCGUGCGUAAAUGUGUGUGACGCUGUCCGCGUGAAAUUUCCUCCUCAUUUCGGAACAAAUUAACAACGAUUUUUUUUUCGCUUCCAUACACACACACGAAAAAUUUUCAAGUUUCCACUUGGCACCUGAAGAAGAUUAUUUGCUUGCACUUCAAGGAUUUAGAAUUCAAAAGUGACUUAAGUACUAAUAAAAUAUCCGUCCAGAAUUUCGACUGAAUUUUCUACAAAUCUACACGAAACAAAAAAUAAAAAUAAAAGCAAAGUGUGUCUAUAUGCAAAGUGCGUUUACAUCAUAGUGUCUUAUCUCACCACAAAGUGUCUACACGAGCCGGGGGCGGUUUAAGCGAGCGCGAGUUUCAAUUACGGCGGCGCUGCCAUGCGAAGCAUAGCCACCCGGCUGGCCAGUAGCGUUAAGAAGCGGAGUCGCGUACGAACGUUGACGCCGCCGUCGCCGCCGCCACCGCCGUCGCACGCAGACGAUGGACAAUUUUCAAGAGCUGUUCAGUGCCGCGGAUAAUUGGGCCGCGGCGGUCGCCGCCUCCUCGGACGCUGCUGCUGCGGCGGCGGCGGCGGCCGCAGUAGACUCAACGUCACCGCCGCCGCCAUCUCUCGCGCACCACCACCAACACGCCCACCAACAACAACAACAACAACAGCAUCUACAUUCAGUCACCACAAAUCUUAUCGACGACAAGGAGGAGAAGAAGAGCGCUAAUUCUAUUAGAGCACAAAUCGAGAUCAUACCCUGCAAGGUAUGCGGCGACAAGAGCAGUGGCGUGCACUACGGCGUCAUCACGUGCGAGGGCUGCAAGGGCUUCUUCCGGCGCUCGCAGUCGUCGGUGGUCAACUAUCAGUGUCCACGCAACAAGAACUGCGUCGUCGACCGCGUCAAUCGCAAUCGCUGCCAGUACUGUCGCCUUCAGAAAUGCCUUCGAUUGGGCAUGAGUCGAGAUGCCGUGAAAUUCGGUCGUAUGUCAAAGAAACAGCGCGAAAAAGUCGAAGACGAAGUACGAUUCCACCGGGCGCAGCUGCGCGCGCAGAACGAUUCGGCGCCCGACAGUUCAGUGUUCGAGCAGCAGACGCCAUCUAGCAGCGAUCAGCUGCACCACAACUACAAUGGAGGGUACACUUAUAAUAGUGAUGUGGGAACAUACACGCCUACGUACUACACCGGCCAGACGCAGAUUCAAACGACGAAUUCGAUGGGCUACGAUAUCUCCGCCGAUUACGUGGAUAGUACGACGGCGUACGACCCGCGGCCCGGAAUCGACCCUCUCAGCGACACCGGCAGCCUGAUGACAAACGUCGUCACCACAGGAGAUACUAACAAUGGGGGUAGUGACCGCGUUGGUGGUGGUGGUGGUGGUGACGGUGUCGUCGGUGGCGGCUGCAAGCGCGCGCAGGCGGUCGCCACCGACGGCAAUAGUGCCGGCCGCGUGCCCACCGUCAAGCAGGAGGCCGCGGCGACGGCUGGGGCAGCGGCGGACACGCUCGUGCCGGGCGGCCAUGUCGAUAGCACCACAUUUGUUAAUUCACCCACAGUGCAGUCGAGCAGCGCGAGGCAGCAGACCAGUUCGCAAGUGGCGGCGCGCGCCACCGACGACUGCGAACCUGUUUCAUUGCCUAACCCGAGUCAGAUAUCAGAGCUCCUCUCAAAGACAAUAUCGGAUGCGCAUGCGCGCACCUGUCUAUACACGAUGGAGCACAUCAACGAGAUGUUCCGCAAGCCGCAAGAUCUCUCCCGCCUGCUGUACUACAAGAAUAUGGCGCACGAGGAACUGUGGUUAGAGUGCGCCCAGAAGCUCACCACCAUCAUCCAGCAGAUCAUCGAGUUCGCUAAGAUGGUGCCUGGCUUUAUGAAACUCUCCCAGGACGAUCAGAUCGUCUUGCUCAAAGCAGGAAGUUUCGAACUGGGCGUAAUACGAAUGUCGCGCUACUUGGACCUCUCGCAGAAUUGCGUUCUCUACGGAGACACGAUGCUGCCGCAGGAGGCUUUUUUCACCUCCGACACGCACGAGAUGAAGUUAGUGACGUGCGUUUUCGACAUCGCCAAGGCUGUCGCCUCUCUGAAGCUUACAGAAACGGAGAUUGCUUUGUACUCAGCGUGUGUUCUCCUCUCACCUGAUCGACCUGGACUCAAAGGCGUCGGUGAGAUAAGUCGACUUAGCCAGGCAGUGCUGCGCGCGCUGCGAAUCGAGUUGGACAAGAACCAUACGCUUCCCAUCAAAGGAGACGUCACCGUAUGUGAUGCCCUGCUUACGAAAAUACCCGUUUUACGUGAAGUGAGUAUACUGCACAUGGACGCGCUGGGAAAAUUGAAAAGAUCUGCACCACACCUCGAAUUCCCCGCCUUACACAAGGAGCUGUUCAGCGUGGACAGUUGAGAGGAUUAACGAAAGGGAGCGACAGAAAAAAGAAGAAACCGACGCAAAACUCACGCAAAUAAAUCUAAAUAAAAAGCACACACAUUUACUACCCCAGUUUCGAGUACGCGGCGCGCAGUAGGCGAGUCUAUAAUACCACGACACACACACGGUAAGUACCCUCUAGCGCCCGGGGAGGAAGCAGCGCGCAAAUCGGAGGGUUUUAGCAACACUGCGAGACGAAACUCACACAUCGUUCACUCCACUUACGUGUUACGGAGAGGGCGGCGGUGGAACUUUUCGUAGCGAGUUUUUUUAUUAAUCGUUCGUAAACUAUUACACUUACACACUGUGAUCGUCCCUUUCUAAUCGUAAUCUGUGUGUGUGUGUGUUCGUAUGUUGUAGAAAUUCCUUCAUACUGAUUGUAUCGGCCUUAAUAUAUUAAAACACACACAAAAAUAAAAACAUAAAAACACAAUCGCGAAUAUACUGCUUGGAUUCAAGCGGGAGAAAAGAAAACACGUUGUUGUGAAUAGAAAUUAAUUUAAACGCAGAUCUCUAUUACUUAUUACGAGCGAUGUGAGAUUUUUUCUUCCUUGGCACGACGAGGCGCUUCAAAAAAACAAGAGAAAAAAAAAAUACUAAGAAAACUGCUGGACGUGUGUGCGCGCUUGAGCCAGGCCCUGAUUUCAAAGUACAACUUAUUUGUUUGUUGUUUGUUAUUACUUAUGAAUGAAUAUAUAUAAACGUUUAAAAUGUAAUCUAUUUAUACACACACACACACACACAACACACACGCGUAUAUACGAAUGGGUUUAGGAGUCAAGUUGUCAAGUUUAGUCACAUAACCAAUGAUUGAGAAUCCGUAGGUGCUGCCUCGUCGUCCGCGGGACGGAAAAGUCCCGCAGUUUGUUUUUUUAAUUUACGUACUCACGCAUCGUAAUCUGCCACUUAAACGUAAACCACUCUAUUACAUACACUCUAAUAGGUAAAAAACGCAAGAAAAGUCUACAAUACGAGAAAUUAUAUAUUAUAUAUGAUUAGGGCGUAAAUAAAACUGUAAAAUAUAUUAGCGUCGACAGUGGAGGUAGCCGCCAGGAUUUAAUUUCCGAUAAAUUUCGACACGUUUGGCUUGUUACGGGUGGCUACCUUCAAUUGGCGAUCAUGUUCAUUCGAUUUGUACUACACAGAGGACACGCGCGCGCGACAGAAAGCAGUGAACCACACACACGAUGAAAAAAAAAAAACAAAACGCGAAGACACACGACGCGAGGAAUGAGGUUAUGUUUAAUUUUACUACGUUUUUUUAAUUAAUUACAUGGUGGCGAACACGGUUUUUUAUAAAUAACUAUAAAUAUUAUAUAUAAAUAUAUAUAUAAAGAAAGAUAAACAGAGAUGUAUAUGUAUAAAAUAUAUGAAAUAGUAUAUAGAAAUAUUUAUGAUGAAUAGAUUUAUAUGAUUUUAGUUUUAUUUUGAAUAAUGUUAUAUAUUAUAUAUAACAAAUGGAAUAAAAACAAAAAACAAACGAGGUGCAUUAUGAAACUUGAAGACAAAUUACGUAAAUUUUUUGCAUUUCGCGAUAAUGCUUCAAAACGAAACGUAUAAGAAAAAGAAAAAAUGAAACAAAAAAUGAGAUUGACAGAGUUUAUAAUAACACUUUAUAUAUUUGUUAUGAAUGCAAAUUAUAAACAAAAAAAAAUUAAUAUGACUAUGAUAUGACUUAAAACUGACGAUCGGGCGUGCGCAUGCGCGUCGAUCCGCAACGGUACAAAUAAUAAACACAAAAAAAAACAAGAAUGAAACAAAUAACAAAUUUACAUGAUUGUUGUACAAUAUGAUUAUAUAACUGCACUGCAUUAUUGUGAAUGAUGAGAGAUGCUAUUUAUUACAUUUACGGUUUGAUUCGUCGAAUUUAUUCAAAAUAAAACGCUAAAAUACAAAAGUAAACUAGAAUUCUAAGAUUCUAAGGACGCAACACAGAACUGGAUGACACACUUAAUAAAGAUCGGGGUGAUAAUAUAAAAUGGCGGACGAUGAUGUGUUUGGUGAACAAGAUGGCGGUCGGGUUUGGGACGCGCGCUUUCGUUUCGCUUUUUGCAAGACGAUCGCUUUCGUUUUCAGCACACACACACACAUUCACACCACACACACACAUCUACACCUGUACAAUGUAUAACGGACCGCUUCGAAACGACGCCAGAAUAGUUCUAUAUUACAAUACGAUUAUUAAAAAUAUAUAACGUUAAGUUAGAUUUAUAAUUAAUGAGAUAUGGCAAGGCGAACAUUUUGAUGAUAAAAAGAAAUUUACUGAUGAAAACACACAACUAAAAUUGCGUCAAGCUUUUUUGUACAUGUGUUAACCAUUGUUGAGCGUGAAUAUUGUCAAUCGUUCUGUGUCAAAAGAGAAGAAAGUCCUUGUUUUAUAUUUAAUUUCGUAUCAUUUUUCUUUUUUGUUUUUGUUUUUAUUUAUAUGUAUAUGAUGUUAAAGUAAUUCGUAAACGUACUAUAAGUUGAUUUCGUGGAGCAAUUUGAAUGUGUGUGUAUGACAAGAUUCGUGAAUUUCAAAACAUCACACGCUGCGCAACAAUGGUUAACACAUUUAUUGUUAGAGGCUAUGUUAAUUAUUGUCGACCGUCGAUAAUUAAGCUUUACGAUCCGAAACGUAUCCAAAUUACGUGUUCCCGUUCUUCUCCUUCGCCACGUUUUCGUUCGGAUUACUUAUUCUUCCUGCCACCACCUUCACUUUAUCACACACACCCGUUGUGUUCCUUUGAUUGAUUUUUUUUUUAUAUAUUUUUUUUGUUUUACACCGGUUCUUAUACUUUUUCUGUGCGCGGCUGCCCUGUUUAAUAUUGUAAAACGUAAUUCGGUAUGAUUUGUGGUAUUGUAAGAUAGCCUAUUUGUAUAAAACAAACAAAAACACAUUUUUGGGAAAAAAUGAAAUGAUGGGGGAUGGUUUAAAGCUAUUUGUUAAUUUUUUUAAUGCAUAAAAUUAAUUCAGAACGAAAAAUAUAAAUAUUAAAAGUUAAAAA